Trachymyrmex septentrionalis is the source of this 3390-nucleotide messenger RNA. It is a transcript of the gene aop, whose product is annotated as ets DNA-binding protein pokkuri. The transcript has 5 exons. Gene Ontology annotation, biological process: cell differentiation; regulation of transcription by RNA polymerase II. Gene Ontology annotation, cellular component: nucleus. The coding region runs from base 781 to 2211 and encodes 476 amino acids. Gene Ontology annotation, molecular function: sequence-specific DNA binding; DNA-binding transcription factor activity, RNA polymerase II-specific. The record is from RefSeq and is a predicted model, not a curated record. NCBI's taxonomy places the organism in Eukaryota, Metazoa, Arthropoda, Insecta, Hymenoptera, Formicidae.
UGUCGGAUCAGUCGCUCGCCUACCUCGUAAGGUGACAGUACGUGAGAUACGAAGCUUGUUCUGCACUCGCAAACAUCCGCGACUUCCGCGCGCGUUGCCGUAUCGACGACGAGGGUGAUCGCACUCGCGACAGCUGUGUCGAGUAUACGUGCGCGCGCGCGCGCGUCCUCGCGUAACGAUUACGCGUCGUCUUUCUUCCCCCGUUGUGUGUCCUGUCGUGGAGAGGACUCCGGAGGAAGCAACCGGAGUAGCCGAAGAGUAGCCCGCGAGGAGUCAGAGACAAUCGACAAAGUGACACAAGUGCGCUAAGCCGGGAGUGCUUAAUGACCGGAGGAUUCUUUGCCGUUCUCAUCUGUGAUAACGUAACGAGCGCAACCACUCGCGGCUGAUACGACGAGAUUGUUAUCCCUAUCACGUGUUCACGUGUGCCGCGGCGAAAAGUUUCCUCGCGGGAUAAUCUCUUUCUCUUUCUCGUUCUCUCUUUCUCUUUCUCUUUCCGUGCCGCGCGCACGGAUGCCGCCCGCCGCGACCUGAUUGCCGCGCCGCGUGCGUCCGUGCGUGCGUGCGUGCGUGCAUAUCGCACACCAGGAGGAGCGCGACGAAAUUUACCCGAUGAACGGUGGAAUGGUUUGUGUCUGGUUGGACUACGACGACAAGUGAUAAUUAGCUCCAGCAGCUCCCGUUCCCGGCAAAGGAUUUUUAUCGACACAGCUGGGAGAACCGACGACGACGAAGCAGAGGCAGCGAUUAAGAAGCAAUUAGUAGAUCCGAGGGCGUGUUAUGAAAUUGCUGCCACCAAUUCAGAUAUCGCAGCUACCGCCGGUUUCCGCCGCUGGCGGAAUGGCCGGAAUGGAACCUCGGCUGCCUCCGGGUAUAUCUUUGCCUAUAUGUCCGGAAUGGGCAAUCUGGAGGGCCCAAUACGGGCCCACGAUGGGUUUCCCGCCUACAACGCAUCCACCGCCCAGUCCCCUCUUGGAUUUUAAAACUCAUCUACCAACGAGUUUAGUGUCCGACCCUAGACUGUGGUCGAAGGAGGACGUAGUGGCGUUCCUGCGGUGGGCCGAACGGGAAUUCGACCUGCCACCGUUCGACAUGGAAAUGUUCCAGAUGAACGGCAAGGCUCUGUGCUUGCUGACCAAGGCCGAUAUGGGCGAGAGGUGUCCGAGCGCUGGCGACGUGCUGUACAACGUGCUGACAAUGCUGGUGCGUGAUUACAGUCAGGUACAGAGAUGCCUACCGAGCAGUCCGGUGACACCAACCAGACCGUCCACAUAUCCGCUGAGUCCACAUUCGCAUCCGCCUACACCAACGUGGACGGAGACGCCACCAUACGCCUCGAAUCUCGCCUCGUUAAUGUCGGCUAACUCAGUGACACUAUCGCCAGCACCGUCUGUGGACAGUCAGUCGGGUUCACCCAGUCACGCGACCGAUGCGAAUCAGACGCAAGUCUAUAAGAGCGAUUCGGACGAAGACAACACUCACCAGGUGUCAAGCGGCAAUAGCAGUCCACCGGCUACACCGACCGCAUUGGCGGCACAGAGGCUCAGUGAGGUGAGCGUCAAGGACCAACCGAGCCCAACGUUACCGCACCAGUUGAUGCCGCUGACGCCCGGUACCUUUCGAUCGGCUACCAGCACGAACAGAGAGUUCUUCCCUAACGAUUCGUCAGAACCCAACACCAACGGAAGACUGCUCUGGGACUUCCUUCAGCAAUUGCUGAACGACCCCGCGCAACGGUACCAGCAUUAUAUCUCAUGGAAAAGUCGAGAUACUGGCGUCUUCAAGAUUGUCGAUCCACCUGGUCUAGCGCGACUCUGGGGCAUCCAGAAAAAUCAUCUCUCUAUGAAUUACGACAAAAUGAGCAGAGCUCUACGUUAUUAUUACCGCGUGAACAUACUUAGAAAAGUACAAGGCGAACGUCAUUGUUAUCAAUUCUUGCGUAAUUCGGUCGAAUUGAAAAACAUCAAGAACAUAUCAUCGCUGCGCCAUCAGAUGCGAAUAAAGUCGGAACCAGAGGAGGAAAGGACUCUUUCCGGAAGUCCCGAGGCUGAACCGGAAGUGGACAUGCCGACGGAUCUCUCAAUGUCCAGCAUGAACCAACCGAACGAACAGCAGCAGCAGCCCCUAUCGUUACACGACCCACCUGCCAAGUACAGAAGUCACGCAUACAAUCUCGUUAAAACCAAUCAGGAGCCGGAAGAGAGGAAGUGACGCGGGACCUAGCGAUGGUAGGAACGCAAUGAUUGUGCGUAAUUGCAUCACGGCAGACUGGGAGCCGGCGGCGAAAUGACCUCGACGUAAGAAGGGUUCCACAUCGGCUAUUGAGUGAUAUCUAUACAAAGAUAUGCGAAGGUUUUCAAGAUGGGAAAAGAUGGAAUCCAAAGCGUAAUUUAUCGACAAGAAUCAGAAAUACGAUAACGAAGAUAAGAUCUAAUCUCGAAAUCAUCCAGUGGUAAUUGUGAAGAGAUAUACCGAUGGUUAGAGAUUUUGCAAUUAUUGAUAAAUCGUAGAACGCGUGAAAUAUAAAUCGCAGGACGAAACGUGAUAAAAGCUACGAUUUUAAGCACAUUACGAGAUAAGCGUUAUAACUUUUUGAGAAUAAUUACCAGAAAGAGAGCAUUCACAUUUAUUCAAUUUGCACAUUGACGCUCUAAGGGUUCGGGUGAUGGUCUAGAGAGAUUCUUUAAAAAUCAAGAAAUUAAAUUUUACGUUCUACAUAUGUGCCCAGUUUUGUGUGUUUAUCGAGAAUCCAAAGUUGCGGUUAUACAAGAUCCUCUCCAUUUUCGUCGUUAUAUGUAAGAGUGUGAUAAGAAACGCAAGAAGAGAGUGUAUCUCCUCACGGUGCAAAUCGGAUAACGAUUUGCUCCCUCUCCUCUCCUCCACCCUCACAUAGAUUCGCGUUCAGUGCCGAUAAUGAUAGACGCUUCAAUGUGAAGCUGAAUCUUCGCGGAUAUUCCGCCCUAUCCCUUUCCCUGCUUUCUCGUAACGGAGUGAAUCACCCAAACCGAGCAAUUUCCUUUCCACUUUUACAACGACAAGAUGUGUAUGAAACGUAUGGUCUUAGGUGCACUUAAGAACAUACAUACGACGAUUCAAUGUACAAAGAAUGCCAGAAGGAGAACUGUUACCAGGUCUUUCUUUUCUUACACGUUUCUCUGCUCCUCUUUUUCUUAAUCUUAGGUAUAUAUUCUGUGAUGUACGACUUUAUUUUUUUUUCUUGGCGAAACGUAGCCUAUAAAUAAGGUCGAUCCCAAAGAAAGACUACUUGAUUUGAAACAUUCAGUGUAAAUACAUCACAGAACAAUUAUGUUAUUAAUGUUUUCGUAGUUUCCGGAGUAUAAAGAGCUUGACAAAAUCUUUUUCACGACAGUUUAAUAAUUAUAUAUAUAU